Molecule: messenger RNA, 792 nt
Organism: Phascolarctos cinereus (koala)
Lineage: Eukaryota; Metazoa; Chordata; Mammalia; Diprotodontia; Phascolarctidae
Gene: FGF3
Product: fibroblast growth factor 3
Molecular function (GO): growth factor activity
Source: RefSeq, a predicted model, not a curated record
AUGGUCCUGAUCUGGCUCCUGGUAUUCAGUCUGCUCCAUCCCAGCGGGCAGGCGGCGUGGGCCCUGGGCCUGGCUCAGCCAGGGCCCGCCAGGGAGGCAGAGACUGGGGCCCCAGAGGUCCGGCUCCGUAGAGAUGCCGGGGGCCGAGGUGGUGUCUAUGAGCACCUUGGCGGAGCGCCCCGGCGCAGGAAGCUCUACUGCGCCACCAAAUACCACCUGCAGAUCCCCCCCAGCGGCCGGGUCGGCGGCAGCCUGGAGAACAGCGUCUACAGUAUCCUAGAAAUCACAGCAGUGGAAGUUGGAAUUGUGGCCAUAAAGGGACUGUUUUCUGGGCGCUAUCUGGCAAUGAACAAACGAGGAAGACUUUAUGCCUCGGAGAACUACAACGCUGAAUGUGAGUUUGUGGAGCGGCUGCAUGAGUUAGGCUACAACACCUAUGCCUCUCGCCUGUACAGAACAGCGCCCAACGGGGCUGGGGCCAGGCGCAAAGCCAGCGCCGAGAGACUCUGGUAUGUCUCCAUCAACGGGAAGGGCCGACCCAGGAGGGGUUUUAAAACCCGCCGGACCCAGAAAUCUUCUCUCUUCUUACCCCGAGUCCUGGAUAGCAAAGACCACGAGAUGGUCCGGCUCUUCCACACCAGCGUCCGGUACAGGGAGAGCCUCCGGCAGCCGGCGGACAAGAGUGAGAGGAAGAGGAGGCAGGGACACUCACCAGUGCUGGAAGCCGGGAGAGGGACAGCCCUGCCUGAGGUUCCCUCUGUGAGCGCGUCAGCCCCUCCCGGGACACUCUGA